AAGAAUAUUAACACUUUACUACCCUUGAAUGACGAGAGAAACACUUAAUCAAUGUUUUGUCGUUACCCUAUUCUUUUUCACCCACAUCUUUUUCCCUGUUCACGCUCUCUUUAUAUCAACCACAUUGCGUCUCAAGAAUAGAUACGCACCCAACACAUAGCACCAUUUUUACACUCCCUCUCUCCCUCGUUUCAGAAGCGUGUUACUUUUUCCAUUCCAGUUCACAGUUCAUUGUCACAACCUCUGCUAAUUUGAAUCUUAGCGAAGUCACCCACACAUUACGACGAGUGUCACCACCACCACCACCGCCACCUUACUACCACUACGUCACCCUGUAACAACCAAUUAACCCUUCCACUUCCUUCCAAUUUCCACCACCGCUAUUCAUCACUUUACUUUCCUUAAAAAUGGUUGCAUCCUCUGAACUCCCUCACCAUCACCAAACCACUCUCAUGGCAAAAUCCACUUCCAGAAAUGGUAACACUAAACCCACCUCCUCUACCUGCCUCUUCCUCGGAGGAGCAUUCUCCGCUCUCCUCCUCGUCUGGGGGCUUUCCUCCGUCACAACCCCCAUUCCCAACCAAAACAACCUCAAUCUCACCCCUACCGAAAACAACGCCGUCCCCACAAACCCCACUCCCGAUCUCCGCUUCGACCCGCCGGACCGGACCUUCUACGACGACCCGCAAAUCGGUUACACCAUGGACAACAAGGUAAAAAACUGGGAUCAAAAGCGCCAGGACUGGCUGAGAAAACACCCUUCCUUCCUCGCCGGAGCGAAAGACCGGGUCCUCAUGGUCACCGGAUCGCAACCGUCACCGUGCCGAAACCCCGUCGGCGACCACUUUCUUCUACGAUUCUUCAAGAACAAAGUGGACUACUGCAGAAUCCACGGCUUGGAAAUCUUCUACAACAACGCCCUCCUCCACCCUCAGAUGUUUGCAUACUGGGCAAAAUACCCGGUGAUGCGCUCCGCCAUGAUGGCCCACCCGGAAGCCGAGUGGAUUUGGUGGGUCGACUCAGACGCACUGUUCACCGACAUGGAGUUCACUCUCCCCCUCCACCGCUACAACAACCACAACCUCGUCGUCCACGGCUGGCCGCAGCUCAUCCACGAGAAGCGGAGCUGGACGGGGCUCAACGCCGGCGUGUUCCUCAUCAGAAACUGUCAGUGGUCGUUGGAUUUCAUGGACGUGUGGGCCAGCAUGGGCCCACAAACUCCAAACUACAACAAAUGGGGUCAAAUUUUACGGUCAACGUUUAAGGAUAAAUUCUUCCCGGAGUCAGAUGAUCAGACGGGUCUCGCUUACUUGAUCGCGAUGGAGAAGGAGAAAUGGGCGGACAGGAUUUAUCUAGAAUCUGAAUACUAUUUCGAAGGUUACUGGGAAGAAAUCGUAGGUCAGCUUGAGAAUAUUACGAAACGCUACGAUGCGCUUGAGAGGAGGGUGCGUAGGUUAAGGCGGCGUCAUGCUGAGAAAGUGAGUGAGAGUUAUGGUCAGGUGCGGGAGGAGUAUUUGAAGGAUGGUGGGUUCGGUAAAGGGAGUUUGAGGAGACCGUUUAUUACGCAUUUUACCGGUUGUCAACCGUGUAGUGGGAAGUAUAAUGAGAUGUAUACUGCUGAUGAUUGCUGGAAUGGGAUGAAGAAAGCGUUGAAUUUUGCUGAUAAUCAGGUGAUGCGUAAAUAUGGUUUCGUGCACACGGAUUUACUGGAUAAUAAGGAUGUUUCUGCUGUACCUUUUGAUUAUCCCCAAACUGAUGACCUGACUCUUCACUCAGGUAACAACAGAUUAAAUUAAUCAAAUCAAUAUCAUAUGAUAUGAAAUGUGGGAUCCAUAUCCAAUUAUCUUGGCCAAUGUCCACUCAGAUUCUGUAUGUUGUUGUUAUAGUGAAGUUUUAGUGUUAUUAUAA
This is a messenger RNA of Lotus japonicus, 1908 nucleotides long. Its product is annotated as galactomannan galactosyltransferase 1-like. The transcript has a single exon. Bases 408 to 1796 code for a protein of 462 amino acids. The record is from RefSeq and is a predicted model, not a curated record. Gene Ontology annotation, cellular component: endosome; trans-Golgi network; membrane. Gene Ontology annotation, molecular function: galactosyltransferase activity. NCBI's taxonomy places the organism in Eukaryota, Viridiplantae, Streptophyta, Magnoliopsida, Fabales, Fabaceae.